Molecule: messenger RNA, 1901 nt
Organism: Trifolium pratense (red clover)
Lineage: Eukaryota; Viridiplantae; Streptophyta; Magnoliopsida; Fabales; Fabaceae
Product: UV-B-induced protein At3g17800, chloroplastic-like
Exons: 2
Coding region: 578-1741 (387 amino acids)
Source: RefSeq, a predicted model, not a curated record
AAUGACUUCAAUUUUGUUUCUUCUUAUAUUAUCAUUAUCAUAUAGCUAACUUUUUCUAUGACAUAAACUAACAUUUUAUCAUUAUCAUACAAUUAAUAUUUCCAAUCAAUUUUUUUUUCAUAAAAAAAAAGUUACUUUUGAUUAAAUUUGUUAUUUUUUUUAUAGCUUGUUUUUUCACCCAUAAAAAAAUUUGUUAAUCAUAUCGCGAGAUAAAUAAAAUUUAAUUAAAAAAAAUUUCCUAGAAAAGGUCAACCACUUGUGUCCAAUAAAUUUGGUUUUAGUUUGUUAAGAAUGAUUUCAAGAUUCCAUAUAAUUUUUUUUAAAAGAUUUUUAAUUUGAAUAUUUAAAUUGGAAAGAUAAAAUUGUAUCCGAUUCCAAUUAAAAAUUAGCUAUUUGGUAUAAACUACUAUUUUCUUCAUAUAGAAAAAAGUAUAGAUAAUAAUAAUAAUAUCUUAUUAUGAUCCUAUCCUAUCACAAGAAAACACAACACAACCUAUUGUUCUUAAAUUAAUCAUUCAUUCAACCUCUUCCAACACAAAAACAGAACACAUCACAAAAACCUCAAACCUUGCCGUUGAUGGAAAAUUGUCUUCGCCACCACUAUCUUACACUCAAACCUCACAUAGGAUUCUUCACAAAACCAAUUUCUUUUUCUUCUUCAUCAUCAUCAUCAUCUUCUUGUUUGAAUAUUAGGAACAGAGUACCCUUCAAGAAGUUGAUUGUAAAAGCGAGUGCUGGUGCUAGUCACUGUGAGUAUAGUAGUUUGAACUCACCUUUGUUACCACGUUCACAAGUUGGAAAAUUUCUUAGUGGGGUUUUUCAGAAUCAUCGUAGUCUUUUUCAUGUUGCUGUUCAAGAAGAACUUAAACUUUUGUCUGAUGAUCGUGAUGCUGCUGUUUCUCGUAUGAUUCUUGCUUCUGAUUCCGAUCAAGCCCUACUUCACAGGAGGAUUGCACAAAUUAAAGAGAAUCAAUGUGAAGUUGCUGUAGAAGAUGUUAUGUCCUUGCUGAUAUUUUACAAGUUUUCCGAAAUUCGGGUACCUUUGGUUCCAAAGCUUUCAAAAUGUCUUUACAAUGGAAGGCUAGAGAUAUUGCCUUCUAAGGAUUGGGAACUAGAGUCUAUUCACACCUUAGAAGUUUUGGAUAUGAUAAAGGAACAUGUAACUAACGUAACCGGCUUGAAAGCAAAAUCUAGUGUAACCGAGAGUUGGGCGACCACCAAAGUUCGACAAUUCUUACUCGCACGCGUAUACGUUGCUUCUAUAUUAUACGGCUACUUUUUGAAAUCAGUUUCCUUAAGGUACCAUCUAGAAAGAAAUCUAAAUUUGGCAAACCAUGAUGUUCAUCUUGGUCAUAGGAAUUCCCUCUCAUUUAAAGAUAUGUGUCCUUACGGAUUCGAGGAGGACAUCUUUGGCCAUUUGACUAACAUGCAAUCGAUCGGGCAAGGGCUAGUUCGACACGAAGAGGAAAUUGAAGACUUGAAGUGUUAUGUUAUGAGAUUCCACCCUGGAUCAUUGCAGAGAUGUGCUAAGUUGAGAUCUAAAGAGGCUGUGAAUUUGGUUAGGAGUUAUAGUUGUGCACUUUUUAACAGUGAAGGGUUUGAUUCAGCUGAGAAUGAUGAUGUUAUAUUGACUUCAUUUUCUAGUCUUAAGAGAUUAGUUUUGGAAGCUGUUGCUUUUGGAUCAUUCUUGUGGGAAACAGAAGAUUACAUUAACAAUGUAUAUAAGCUUAAGGAUCAUUAAGGUAGUGACAAAACACAGGAUAAGUUGCAAUAUUUGUUGAGCUAAUUCCUCUUGUAUAUAUAGUGAGUUUUUGUUUUUAGCUUUUCAGUUUUACUUUGGAUUAUGUUUAUUUUGUAUAGUACACAUUUACCUUAAAUAGUAUAUAGUUUUAAUGCUUAGA